Caenorhabditis elegans is the source of this 864-nucleotide messenger RNA. Lineage: Eukaryota; Metazoa; Nematoda; Chromadorea; Rhabditida; Rhabditidae. The record is from the annotation of a RefSeq genome assembly.
CCGGAUUUUUCCGUCGACUUUUUUUUUUCACGAUGCAUCCAACCAACGCAGAAAGCACGACCGCUGGCAAGAAUCAGGAGAAAGAUAAAGCUGCAUUUGGUUACCUCCUCGAGUACACGAAACGGAAAAAUGUGAUGCCAUGGAAAGCGAUGGGAAUAACGAUGGGAAGGCAAUUUGUAGAUGGAAACACAGGAGGGACAGGGAAAGAGUUAGUGGCAAAGCUCUAUCCUCUGCAAACGGACGAUGUCAACCUUCAAGCCCAGGCCGAAAUUCAAGCCUAUGCCCGCCUCAUUCCAGUCGCCAAACGGUCUCCCAACUUUACGCCUCUCAAGACGUCAGCUGUGGUUUAAAAACUUCCCGAAGAGUUGCUGCCUGACGAUGACAUAGCUCACAUGCUUGUUUUGGUGAUGGAGAAUGCCGGAUCGCUGUUCGGCCAGCGUGACCUGACGGCGGACGUAGCGACGAGCAUCCUACGUCAAUUCGUCUUGUCGACGAUGCUUGCAAAUAAAGCCGGGGUCUUUCAAAAUGAUCCAAACUUCGGGAACUUGCUUGUGAAGGAAACCAAAGAGGACCAGCUGGUGUUCAAGAUGAUGUUCCGGAUCCCACCAGCACACCACACCAAGAUGUUGCACAAGUGGCUCAGGAUUUGAAGGAACUCGCGGCGUCAGUUGCAGAUCGUGAUAAGCUUGAACGUACUUUUGCUGGAUGUGUCACAGCCACUUCAAUGCAGGACAUCUAUAAUAGCGACUUGUUCAAGGACUGAUGGUGGGAUCUUCACGACUCUGCUGCGAAAAAUUCUCGCUUAAUUAAACUUUCUGUGAUUUCUGUUUUAAUUCAUUCCUGUCAUAAAUACUCGAUUUAUAA